Messenger RNA from Mercenaria mercenaria, 3024 nucleotides. RefSeq lists its product as uncharacterized. The coding region runs from base 302 to 1114 and encodes 270 amino acids. The record is from RefSeq and is a predicted model, not a curated record. The transcript has 5 exons. Lineage: Eukaryota; Metazoa; Mollusca; Bivalvia; Venerida; Veneridae.
GCUUCUGUUAAUUUGGGAAACGUACAGAGUAUGCAUUAAAGAUUCAUCACAGAACAACGUUAUUAUAAUUAGUCAAUGAGUAAAUUAAUUAUUGAGCAACACGUUUUUCAAUGGUAAAUAUAUCUAAGAGUAUUUUCACCUUGGACGAAUCCACUGAAAUAAAUGGUGAAGCUUUGGAACUGGAUUAUUAACAAAUUUCAGUUAACAUUACGUGUCAGUAUUCAUAUUCGAGGAUCGUCGUGAACAGUCUAGAGUUCUUACAUUGUAUAUGUGUAUUAAUAUGUGAGAUCAGAUUCGAAAAAUGUGUCGUAUUUUGUGGAAGGAUAUUUAUAUACAAAAAGUCGUCAUGUUUGCAUUCUCUCUACGUUUUGUGACGUCACAGUGUUCUGAAGCGCACAGACAGGCUUGCUCAUACCCUUACAUUCAACUUAAAGCAAUUAGUUCCACGAUCACACCCUCGGAUAAAUACGUUCCCGACUACAACGAAACUACCCUCAGAAACGUUUGCAAUCUGUAUACAGAGUACAUAAACUGUUCCAAACCCUUUUUUCCUACAUGCAACAGACAGACGGUGUUACAGAUACAGACAUACGAUAUAACGCUAGGAUUAAUUUGUAAUGACUUAUUCAACGAUUUUUUGACCAACAGAAAUUGUUUUGAAAGACUAAAAUCUUCUUAUCAGUCAUGUAAAGACAAAGAAAUAGCAACUAUUAAUAAAGUAAAUCCAACAGUUCCGGCGUACACUUAUAUACUGUGCAGCGCGGCAAGAAAAUAUGCACUUUGUGUUUAUACGGCGACAGCUCUUGGAUGUUCAAUGCCGGCUGCUGAUGUAUACUUUAGACUUUUAAAUCACACAAUAUGUAGCAUAUUUAAUAUAAACAGAUACCAAUGUAUAUUACGUCAUCCCAUGGAUGAAAUAUCAAUAUAUACGACGUCACCUUCUACGGCGUCAACUAUUUGGAGUGCUCAAACAACUAUCGAUAAUACAAGAGAUACACCGAAACAUUAUAGAGAAGUGUCUUGUUCCGAUUGUAUACGUUGUUUUAGGGUAUUGACAUAUACAAUGAUUCUUUUCAUAAAUUUCUGCAUAAAGCUCAAUAUUGUAGGAAUUUGAGAUACUUUAUUGUGAUGGUUGUGAUUUAAAACAUUAAUGGUGCUAUACAUCAAAUCUCACGUAAUCCAGAUACAAUGAAUUCAUUUCUGUAGUUUAUAUUGUUACUUAAUAUGCUUUGAUAUUCGCAGAUUUCAGAUACUGAAUUGUUAUUAAAUCAUGUUUCCCAACUUCUGAGAAAUUAUUGAUAUAUAAUUCGAAAUUAUAAAGGUGCUAGAUUGCCAGUUUUUUUUUCAUAUAAUAUACAUCAUUAUCAACUACAUACAAUAAUUAGAUAUUAUUUCUGAUUUGUUCUAUAUUAUUUGAGUUAAGCUAAACUGGACAAAGGAUUACCUCAGCGGAAUUAAAGGAAAGUGAAAAGAAAGCACACUCAAGAAUUGCCAUAUUCUUAGUUCCUUUUCAGUGAUGUAGUAUAUAGCAAAAGAAAUAGAGGACGAAUAUUCUCAAGUAAAUCAGUCAUUUAAAUGCCAUUGGGACAUUUGUAUUUCUACUUUCCAAGAAAACUACUAGACGUGCGCUUUUGUGGUGACACAUAUUGGACCGAACGUUAACGAAAAAAUAUAUUUAUUUUAUAGUAGACAUGUCAACAGAAGUUAACGUCUUUUGCUCCGUAACACAUUGAUUGUGUUAAUGGACGAAUCUUCUUCCUCGAAAGAGACUUCUGGAGGUUGUGAAAGUAUUACUACCUUGUAAAAAUAUCUAAGUAUUUACUGCUCAGACGUACAUGACGACAUGUUCUCAUUGCGGCGUUUGAGUAGGCGUAAAAAGAGCUAGUAAUAUGUUGCUUCAAAUCCUACAUUUGAAUUAGUUUCUUUAUACCCAGUCACAUUUCCUAACUGCGAUUUUGAAGAAAGUUAUUCUUCGGUUUACAUGUCUUUUUCAUAGAACAGAAGAAAUAAAAGGAGGCUAUGUGUCACGUGAUAAAAAUACACAAAUUCUAAACUUGUCCAUACAGAAACGCAGAAUUGUCUUGUUGAUGGGUAUAAACCUUCUCAUUAUGGUAUCUAUUAUUUGGAGGCUUGGUUUGCGGUUUGUUCGAACAUAUGUUCAAAUAUUACAUAUGUGCAUAUAUAAAUACUUACAAGUAUUUAGAAUAAUGUCUUAUUUAACAUCUGUGAUCUUUCUCCAUAAUUAAUCGCCGUUUUACCUUAAAAGUGACGAUGCGACUAAAUGCUAUUGACAAACACAAACACAUCUAUACAUAUAAUUAUUUCGGACACAUACUGAUGUAAAAUAUAUCUUUUAUUGGCAUUGCGUAAACAUGUAAGUACUUUAUCUAACCAGAUACAGAUUACAUGAUUCUUGCUUAUAAAAUAAGACCUACCCGGUUUGUUGAACAAGGAUGGCUUUUGUAUGAAACGUAGUCGGUCUUUACCUAUACGCAAUUUGAGUGUUAUUCGUUUGUAAUGUAAUCUAUACACUCCACAAUAUCUUUUAAAGCAAGCUACUUUCCUUUUAAAUGUAUUUACUUUUGAGACGGUUUAUCGAUAGACUAGUAUGCCAAAAACGGUCACACUUUUGGAAACUAGGUGGAAAACAGGACACCUAUAUACCAACUAUCAAACAAAUUACACAUCGCCUUCCUGAACAAAUUACCUUUCAAAGUAGUCUAUAAAAUAUUACUCAGUGUCUGAUCCUUACACAAAGUAUAGCAAAUAAUAUAGAUUUGUAGAUCCUUUGGUAGCAUUGAAUGCAACCAAGCAAAGCAAUAUCCUUACACAAAGUAUAGCAAAUAAAAUAUGUUUGUAGAUCCUUUGGAACCAUUGAAUGCAUCCAAGCAAAGUAAUAUCCUUACACAAAGUAUAGCAAAUAAAAUAUGUUUGUAGAUCCUUUGGAACCAUUGAAUGCAUUCAAGCAAAGUAAUAUCCUUACACAAAGUAUAGCAAAUAAAAUAUGUUUGUAGAUCCUUUGGA